This is a messenger RNA of Xenopus laevis (African clawed frog), 4725 nucleotides long. RefSeq names its product oocyte zinc finger protein XlCOF6-like. The record is from RefSeq and is a predicted model, not a curated record. The transcript has 5 exons. The coding region runs from base 209 to 2752 and encodes 847 amino acids. Lineage: Eukaryota; Metazoa; Chordata; Amphibia; Anura; Pipidae.
AAGAAGCAAUUUGAUUGGCUGUGGUAGAGAAAUUGAAACCGGGUUAUAUCACUGGAACUGCACUGAGGUGUCUCGUCCCUAGGGGCGGGGCUAAAGAUGCCAAUGCUUCAUCCCAUAUCUGCUGCUGUGCUGCUCCCUCCUCCUGUGUCCCCGACAUUCCCAUCCCCUGUACUCACAUCUCCAGCCUCAUCUACUGGGUUCUCCAGAGAUGGAAACAAGGAGGUUAGAGGGGAAAUGGGAGAAUGAAGAGCCGGACACUGAGGAUCCUCUGGACACAAUAAAGAGGGAAAUGGAUCCCGUUCCUGGGGCCGAUUCCCAAGAGGAGGAACUGGAAAUCUUAAAUUUCAAGAUAAAGGAAGAACUGGAUUCUGAGGAUCAGCUAAGCCCAAUGGAAAGAUCAGCAGUUCCACUCUCUGAGGAGGGUUUCUCUGAAGAUGAACCAGAAAUAUUAAAGAUUUUGAUAAAGGAAGAAGAACCAGACUCGGAAUAUGAUUUGAACCCAGAUGAGAACUUGGAUGUUUCUCUUUCUGAUGAGGCUGUGGAAAUGGAGCCAUUACGGUGUAGUGAAGAAUCGAAUCACAGAAAACUUACCAACUCACAGCGGAAAUCAGGCACAAGAUGUGAAGAUUCCUCAAUGGGCUCAGAUGCUUCAGUGUUUACCUGCUGUAAGUGUGGAAAAUACUUCUCUUUGGCGAGAGAACUCGCCGAGCAUCUUCACGUAUGUACUGGUUACAACACGGAGAGCAGCAGGAAAGCCGGGGUGAAGCCUUUUAUCUUUACAGAGUAUGAGAAGGUACAAAUCCCUCCCUCCGGAGAGAAACCAUUCACCUGCGCAGAGUGUGGUAAAAGCUUUUCCCGGAACAGCAAUUUGUUGGCGCACAAGAGGCUUCACCGAGGGGAAAAACCGUUUGCGUGCAAGGUGUGUGCAAAACGCUUCUCUCAGAAAAACAACCUUAUGGCUCAUGAGCGGAUUCACACAGGGGAGAAACCUUUCACGUGCACCGAGUGUGAGAAAAGCUUUUCCCAGAAGAGUAGCCUUCAGGCACAUAAGAAAAUCCACACGGGAGAGAAACCCUUCGCUUGCACCAAUUGUUUGAAACGGUUUUCUCAUAAGCAUCAGCUUGUGAUCCACAUGAGCAUUCACACUGGGAUAGCGAAGUUCAUUUGUUCCGAAUGUGGCAUGAGCUUCUCCCUAAAGAGCAGCCUUCACAGGCACCAGAAGAUUCACGCAGGAGAUAAACCCUUUAUAUGUACAGAAUGUGGCAAAAGGUUUUGCACAAAGCACGAACUUCAGAAACACCAGAGGAGUCACACGGGGGAGAAACCUUUUACCUGUAAAGAAUGCGGCAAAUGUUUUGCUACCAACAGAAACCUUUAUGUGCACCAAAAUGUUCACACCGGGGCAAAACCCUUUUCAUGUUCCGAUUGUGGCAAAUAUUUCUCUCAGAAGAGCAGUCUGCACAGGCACCAGAACAUCCACACGGGGGCGAAACCAUUCACCUGUACCGAGUGCGGGAACAGCUUUGCUUUAAAAAGCACCCUUCUCCGGCACCAGACCAUUCACACGGGGGAGAAACCGUACACCUGUACGGAAUGCGGGAAAAGUUUUUCUUUAAAGUGCACUCUUCGUAAACAUCACAAAAUACACACGGGGGAGAAACCGUUCAUGUGCACGGAAUGUGGGAAAUGUUUCAACAACAGACAUAAACUGCGCAACCAUCAUAAAAUUCACACCGGAGAGAAACCUUUCGUCUGCACAGAAUGCGGCAAAGGUUUCUGCAACAGGAGCAGCCUUCACACUCACCAGAAAAUCCAUACGGACGAAAGGGACUUUGCAUGUACAGAGUGCGGGAUGCGUUUCUUUCAAAGGCGAGACGUUCGCAGACAUAUGAAAAUUCACAGAACGGAUAAAUCUAUAGUUCCCGGAGGCAGGAAGGGUUUCUCUCAAAACAGCCACCGGAUUGGCUGUCGAAACUUACCCACAGGUCCAAAAUCGUUAACGUGCAAAGAAUGUGGGGAGUGUUUUGCACUAAACAACAACCUUCUGAAACACUUACAAAUACACAUGGAGCCGAAACCCUCCCCUUGCACAGAAUGUGGGGAAUGCUUCUCUGUAAAGUGCCACCGAAACACUCACAUAGGGGAGAAACCAUUCACGUGUACGGAAUGCGGGAAAAGCUUUUCACUGAAGAACAGCCUUCUGGCCCACAAGAGGAUUCAUAAAAAACGGAGACUCUUUGCAUGCGCAGAAUGUAGGAAAAGGUAUUUUAUGAGGUCCAGUUUACUGGCGCAUGAGAGGAUUCAUACAGGCAGGAAACCCUUCAUGUGUGCUGAGUGUGGGGACAUAUUUUCUCACAGGUACCAACUUCUAAUACACAUUAAAGUCCAUACAGGGGUAGAACCUUUCACCUGUAAAGAGUGCGGAAAAUAUUUCACCUUAAAAAGCAGCCUUCUUAGGCACCAGGCAGUUCACGCAGGAGCGAAACCAUUCAGGGGUGUAGAAAGUGGAAAGCCAUUUCGUUUAAGGCGUAGCCUACAGAAACACUCAAGACUCCACAGAGCGAUGAAGCUUUUCAUGUGCACAAAGUAUGGCAAAAAAAAGGGCAGCCGUCGCUCUCACAAGAAAAGCCCCGCGGGAGAGAAACCAUUCCUGUGCGCAGUGUGCGGGAAACCGUUUUCUCAAAGAAGCAGCCUUCACAGGCACCAGCGGGGGGAGAAACCAUUCACAUGCAGAGAAAGAAGGAAACGCUAAUAUGAAAAACACUUUCAUUCACCUGGAAGGUGAACAAACCAUCGACUCUACUUUCCAGUGUGGGAACAGUUACUCCAGGGAAUUUAUUACUUUAUUAAACUGCUCACCUGGCAAAGAGUCCGAGGCAGCAGGUAGAAGAUCCCUGGUGGAAUCACAGCAGAAUGUCAUGGACGUGUCCCUUCAUGGGAACCACUUGCCUUCUCUGCUCACAGUGGUCCUGUUACUAUGGAGCUUGUUAUUGCAUUGGAAUUGUCUUCACUAUCUGGGAAGCUGCAUUUAUUGCUCUCCUUGUGAUAAUUGUCCAGCCUGUGUCCCUAUCAUAUGAGCGGCAGCCAGAUUUAGAUAUAGGUACCAGAGAACUUCUCACCUAAAACUGCUGCUCUAGAUUCAGGCCCGCGGGUGCCUAUAUGGUAGAUAGGAGGCUCUGUUUAUACCAGGGGUCACUCUGAAGCUGCAAAUUCUCACUGACCCAAAUCAAUUUACAUUGAAGAGCAAGUAAAGUCCUGAAUACAUUUCAUUGCUUUUUUAUGGCAUAAGACUACCAAUCUGGUUCCAUCUAGAGUCCUGCAGAGGGUCCCACGGAAUUCCCACAAAUCUCUCAGCAUUUGGGCGGAAAAGCCCAGAUGUCCUCACUGUGCCGGUGGCCGGCGGGUGCUCAGUGGAGGCAACCAGGGAGGUUUCGGACAGCUGUAAAACUUUAAAAAAAACAAGACUCAGGCUCUCCAGCAAUAUUCCCAAGGUGUGAUGUCAUUUCUGGUUCUUGAGUCAGUCCUGCCAUGAAAUUCUGACAUCACGUCCAGUUUGCAGAGACAUUCAGCAGGGUGGGUUUGGCAGAGCAUUUCUUUGGGCAGGUUUGGGUUGGAGAACAUAUCACAGCCAAUGUGGGUACAUGGGUCCGGGUCGGAGUGCAGAUAUGCGGGUCAGGUGUGGGUCUACAAAAACAGACCCAUGCAACCCUCCAUCCCUGAGCCCCAGCUAUUCCGAGCAGUAGUCACUUCUGGGUCCUUAGUAAAACCUUCCUUCUGUUCCCCUAACAGUGUUUUCCUUAUGUGCAGGAUACAAGUUCAUUUGUUUGGACUUAUAAGUCACAGCAGCUACAGGCAGAAGCUCCUGUCAUGUCAGUAUUGGGGAUCCCUGCCAUAAAGCAAGACAAUUUUUUGUGAGCACUCCCCCAUGUUAGCACAAGAAAAGUACUGAAUUAAUCAUUCUCCCCCCCCAGAACAAUCAUAUUAUUUUUAUAUAAUAUUUCUUAAUACAAACUGACUGAACGUUAUUUAUUUAAAGGGAAAGUAAAGGCUGGAAAUGAAACUAAAUAUGCAAGAAGUGUUCCCUAGACCCAUUUUUUAAAUUGGCUGUCUAUGAAAAAAAAAACAUGAAGUUUAAACUCAUCUUGAGGAUGAAUUCCCAAUGCAUAAUAUUUCUUCAGUCCUUCAUAAGAAGCCCCCAUUCCUCACUAGGCUUAUUGGUUCCUCCAGGGCUUACUGGAUGCUGGUGUGUAGAGCAGGGCUGCUACAUUUAAAGUAGGGAUGCACCGAAUCCACUAUUUUGGAUUCGGCCGAACCCCGAAUCCUUCAUGAAAGAUUCGGCCAAAUACCGAACCGAAUCCUAAUUUGCAUAUGCAAAUUAGGGGUGAGAAAGGAAAAACAGCUUAGAUGUCCUUUUUUUGUUAUAAAAGGUCGCGCAAUUUCCCUCCCCACCCCUAAUUUGCAUAUGCAAAUUAGGUUUUCGGUUCGGCCGGGAAGAAGGAUUCGGCUGAAUCCGAAUCCUGCUGAAAAAGGCCAAAUCCUGAAUUCGGUGCAUCCCUAAUUUAAAGGGCCAAUAUAUACCUUUUUCCAUAAAUGGCACUUAAACUGAGCAUAUUUUCCCUUAUUGUUUGUAUUAGGGAUGCACCAAUUCAGCCGAACCGCGGAAUCCUUCGCUAAAGAUUCAGCCGAAUACCGAACCGAAUGGGAAGACAUUUUUUACUUCCUUGU